GCCAUUUUGUUCAAAAGUCACGUGAUCAGUCGCAGCUUCGGGUAAUAUCCGCGGCACGAGGGUGACACCAGAGGCGGUGUUGUUUGUGUCUCUCUCUGUCCCUCUUGCGCACGACGCCGGCGGCGUCAUUAUUUGCAUACGCGUCACGUUUUCCACAGUUGUCAACCGGCGUGGAUUACCGAGUUUUCUUUGUAUCAGUGACAAGUAGCCAAAUGAAACGGGUGACGAUUGGAGUUUUUUUUACUGAUUGUUAACAGUAACUAUUUUAGUGAGUUAUGAAAUUGAAUGAAUCGAUAGUGUUUUUUCGGUUUUCUCUGCAGCGCGAUCUCGGGUUUCUAUCACACGAUUUCCGAUAAUAACAGUGCGUAUAUAUAUAGAUUCAUGUAUUUUGGUAUAUAUUAUUUGUUUUUGUUUGACGGAAACAGCUCAAACAAAUUUUAUUACUCGACAAAGUGGGUAAAGUACGCUAUUCGCGAAUCAAUUAGUUGGACUCAAUAUAAUGAAAUACAGAAUACGGAAUUGCAUGUCAAAUGAAUUCUGAAAAAUCGCAAUGGAUGGUAUAUUAUUCAUGUAGCGAGGAGAGUGCGACGAACGGGGGUACAUAUUAUGUAUAACGAGGAAACUGCAUAGAGAUCCACCGGUUCGCGUGCUCGUUGCCCGGCUUGUUGUUCUCUUGCAUUCGUCGUGAAGCCUCGCGAGCGCGACUAGCGCCGUUGGAGAGAGUGAUAAAAUAAAGUGUCCCGGAUAAAUGGUGAAUUAAUAAUAACGUUAAAUUUUUUGAAUUACGUUUCAAGUGAAUAAAAAAGCACAAACGUUUGAAUUCGAUUGGUAAACGACGAAUGGAGAACGCGUUCGCCAAUCGUCGAAGAAAAAAGUGCGGGAGUAAAUACUGCAAUUAGAAGUAUAAAACGAAACUUAUUUGAUUGUCAAAGCAUCAUUUUCUCGUAGAGUGUUAUGUGACAAUUGACUGGUGUUACACGAGAUUACUGAAUACUACGUUACGAUCGUCGGAAAAUCUUGGCAUACUUCACUUCAGAGUUUUAGAAGAAUAAAGGGGUUUUCGGGGAAACAGCAGUUGAGUGAGGAUUUCCGAGCAUUUUCAACGAAUUCUUCGAGUCGCGGAAGAAACGACGAUGCAAGAACGUUUCAAAGUUACACCAGCCAACACCGCUACUAGCUACGGCUGGCGAAAUGACAUUCAACAGAUACAAAUUUCGCCGGAUCACGAUGAGGGAGAUGGAGGGGGCGCGGGUGACGGUGAUCCCAUCGUCGGCGGGAACUCUGAAAAAAAACCUGGAUACGAGACUAAUCUUUAUCUCUACGAUGAGGAAUCGGAUGAUCGACCACGUAUCGCAACGCUACUCAAUACCCUUUGGAGAUACAGCAACACGAUACCGGCCGCGACCGAUCCGGACAGCAAAGAUGCUCCACCGGCCGGUGGUGACGGCGGCGCCCGGAUGGGGACACUCAUCGGUGUCUUCCUGCCUUGUAUUCAAAAUAUCUUUGGCGUCAUCCUUUUCAUUCGUUUGACUUGGGUCGUUGGAACGGCCGGUGCUAUUCAAGGUUUCUUGAUCGUUCUUUGCUGCUGCUGUGUCACGAUGUUGACCGCCAUAAGCAUGAGCGCGAUUGCCACCAACGGGGUUGUACCUGCCGGAGGUUCGUAUUUCAUGAUAUCCAGAAGUCUCGGUCCUGAGUUCGGUGGUGCCGUGGGAAUGCUCUUCUACACCGGUACUACCCUCGCCGCCGCCAUGUACAUCAUCGGAGCUGUCGAAAUAGUUUUGACUUAUAUGGCGCCAUCGCUGAGUAUAUUUGGAGAUUUUACUAAAGACGCGAGUAUAAUGUACAACAAUUUUCGCGUGUAUGGUACGGGACUGCUGAUGGUCAUGGGCACGAUAGUCUUCAUUGGCGUUAAAUUCGUCAACAAAUUUGCAACUGUCGCCCUCGCCUGUGUCAUACUUUCGAUCAUCGCCGUCUACGUUGGUCUUUUCUACAACGUCUACGGGAACGAAUCUCUUCAAAUGUGCGUUCUUGGGAAACGUCUGCUCAAGGAUAUCGAGAUCAGCCAAUGCUCCAAAAACAGCGUCGAACUUCAAAAAAUUUUCUGCCAUAAUAGUACUCGUCACUGUGAUCCAUACUUUGCCGAGCACAACGUCACCGUCGUUAAUGGAAUUCGUGGAUUAGCGAGCGGUGUCUUUUUGGAAAACAUCUGGGGCAGCUUCCAAGAAGAAGGUCAAUUCAUAGCUUACGGUCAUGACCCUAAGGACGUGGACAAUAUGGCAGAAUCCGCCUAUAACCAAAUUCAGUGUGAUCUGACGACCGCGUUUACCAUUCUUAUUGGUAUUUUCUUCCCAUCGGUAACAGGAAUAAUGGCGGGAUCAAACAGAUCGGGUGAUUUGGCGGAUGCUCAAAAAUCAAUACCGAUCGGUACGAUAUGCGCCAUUCUGACGACGUCAACGGUUUAUUUAUCAACGGUCCUUUUGUUCGCGGGAACGGUGGACAAUCUUCUGUUACGCGACAAAUUCGGUCAGAGUAUCGGUGGAAAGCUUGUAGUCGCAAAUAUAGCAUGGCCGAAUCAAUGGGUCAUUUUGAUCGGUUCAUUUUUAUCGACUCUUGGGGCUGGUCUUCAGUCAUUGACAGGAGCGCCUCGAUUGCUCCAGGCGAUUGCGAAAGACAGUAUAAUACCGUUUUUAGCACCGUUUGCUAAAAGUUCGAGUCGAGGUGAGCCAACGAGGGCGUUGUUGUUAACGGUGUUAAUUUGUCAGUGCGGAAUCCUUCUAGGCAACGUGGACUAUCUCGCCCCGUUGCUCUCGAUGUUUUUCCUCAUGUGCUACGGCUUCGUAAAUUUGGCUUGUGCCCUUCAGACCCUUUUACGCACACCGAAUUGGCGUCCACGUUUCAAAUAUUAUCACUGGAGCCUCUCCUUCAUCGGGCUUUCCCUUUGCAUCGCUAUAAUGUUCAUGACGAGCUGGUAUUACGCCCUUCUCGCAAUGGGAAUGGCAGGUUGUAUUUACAAAUACAUCGAGUAUCGUGGCGCGGAGAAAGAAUGGGGCGACGGCAUCCGCGGCCUCGCCCUUUCGGCCGCGAGAUAUUCUUUACUGAAGCUCGAGGAGGGUCCUCCGCAUACGAAAAAUUGGCGUCCCCAAAUUCUCAUACUCGUCAAACUGAACGAAGAUCUCGUGCCAAAGUAUCGUAAAUUAUUUGCAUUUGCGAGCCAACUGAAAGCUGGACGCGGAUUGACAGUUUGUGUCAGUUGCAUCGGUGGGGAUUACACGAGAAACUCCGGUGAAGCACUCGCUGCCAAACAAUCCCUACGGAAAGUUGCUGAUGAAGAAAAAGUCAAAGGUUUCGUUGAGGUUUUGGUCGCUCGAAAUAUCGUCGAUGGCCUCAGCUCUCUCAUUCAAACAACCGGACUUGGUGGCAUGAAACCCAAUACCGUAAUCCUCGGAUGGCCCUACGGCUGGAGACAGUCCGAGGACGAAAGAACAUGGCGAAUUUUCCUUCAAGCUGUCAGAAAUGUCACAACAGCUCGUAUGGCUCUUCUCGUUCCCAAAGGCAUCAAUUUCUUCCCCGAUUCGACCGAAAAAGUUGUCGGUUACAUCGAUGUCUGGUGGGUCGUUCACGAUGGUGGACUUCUCAUGCUUCUACCAUUCUUAUUAAAACAGCACAGAACAUGGAAAAAUUGUAAAAUGAGGAUAUUCACCGUCGCACAGAUGGAAGACAAUUCGAUACAAAUGAAGAAGGAUCUCAAGAAAUUCUUGUACGAGCUACGUAUCGAGGGAGAAAUCGAAAUCGUUGAAAUGAUGAACUCCGAUAUUUCAGCUUACACGUAUGAACGAACACUCGUUAUGGAGCAGCGUAACCAGAUGCUCCGUGAGCUGCGACUCACAAAACAGGAGUCCCUUGGAGUGGUGCAGACUUUGGUGGACUUCAACGAGGUACAAAAUAUCGUGGAUUCUCAUCACAACGUCGAUGCAAAGACUGCGACGAAAGUCAGAUUUAUGGAGCCAGGCGCACAACAAGCGAACGGUGGUGCCGUUGACGAGGCCCAAGAAAAACUCAUGCCCGAAGAUGGAGCGAGUGCGAAAACGUCUGAGGCUUGUGACAACAGCGAGAAGACGGCGGACGACUGCAAGGAAAUGCCGGAAGAGGAAACACGCCUGAUCAGUGGCUCAUCACCUAAGCCUGAAAAACGUGAAAACACGGAGAAAGAUGCUACUACUAAGGAUUGCGAACAAAAGAGCAACGAGCAAACAACGGAAACUCCGACCGAAGAAAAACCACCUAUAACACCAGACGAGGAUGACGUAAGGCGUAUGCACACAGCGGUGAAACUGAACGAGGUUAUCGUCGACAGAAGUCACGACGCUCAAUUGGUCAUCCUCAAUUUGCCUGGACCACCGAGAGACACCAGAAUGGAACGUGAAUCAAAUUACAUGGAAUUUUUGGAGGUACUCACCGAGGGUUUGGAGAGGGUGCUUAUGGUGCAUGGUGGUGGUCGUGAGGUCAUCACGAUUUAUUCGUGAAGUGAACUAGAAGGAGAUAGAAUAAGUGUCGAAUCGCCAUCGCAUCAACACUCGAGAUCUAGUUUAUUUCUGACGUAUCUUUACGAAUUGACGAUUGCAUCGACGCUACGAUCGCGUCAUUUUUCCAAACCCCGUCACUUACGCUAUGCUCUGUGAAGAGAUUAAAUAACGAAACGACAAAUGAGAUAUGAGAUAAAAGAACAACCAACAACAAAAAAACGAGACUAAAAAAUCGUAACAACUUACGAAGAGAAAAGAAGAAGAAUCUGAACCGACGAUUUAAUCGAAUUGGGCCAUGGACACGGCUGAGCUCUACUUUCAUAGUGUGGUUAAGUUGACGGGAAUUGUCAUCCCUGACUAUUAUUAGAUUUAAAGCGAAAAGAAGAAAAAAAAAAAAAAAGUAAUGAGAAAGGCUUUAAAAAAGAGGAAAGAGAAGCGCGUUCCGCGUUGAAAAUUCGAUUGAAGCUUACUUAACUUCUGGCUCGGUGGCACACCCGGAGCGUCGACUCCAAGUGUGAUUGUUGUGAUGCUUCGAUCGAACGCGAUGCCAAACAAAAUCUUAAUGAUACAUAUGUUACGUGCCAAAGGAUAAGUUUACUUUGAGUGGAUUUUCCGGGAUCAGCGUUGAAGGCGACAGAGAAAUUAGAGUUCGGGGAGGGGGUCCAGAGGAAAGAUUUCGAUUGAACGGUAACAACUUUUUAUCGAACUUUUCAAAAUGUAUCAACACACGGUGCUUCGUAACUUUCUAGAACUCGGACAUAAAUAAAAAUAAACUUGUCAAUUCUGUAUGCGGACUGCGUCGAAUUCCGAAAAAUAUGCGGGGAAAAAAUUUGUUAUGAGAGAAAGAAACAUAUGCGGAAAUGAAUCAGAUCAACUCACUACACCUAUCGAAGGAUUCUCUCGCUGCCCCUCUCCUCCUCUACUUCUCUCGUAAAUGCGAUAGACCGCUCCGCGUAACCCGAGUAAUCCUCGUUCGUGAAAUAUUUAUGUAUGCACAUGCAUGGGAUUCUCUUCUCCGAAAAGACCUGGCGCCUCGAUCAUGAGCGUUUUAAUCGUUCUAAUUAAUAAUUUGACCACACGAAAUCGUUGACAAUUUUAAGCAAAUCAAUUAUUCGCAUUAACGCAAUAGCCCCCUUCACUCUUUUUGUGAUAAUUUUAAUGUAAAUUCAUUCCUCGAUAAGUAGGUUCAAAGCUGUUGUUGUUGUUGUUAUUAUUGUUAAUUAAUUAAUCAAAAAUUAUGCUAUUCAAUAAUUUUGUUAUUCUCCGACGAUUAGUAGAGAAUUUAUCUCUUUUAUAUAUAUUGUACGUGUAUUAAAAAUUGAAAAGGACCUUCCUCAGGUUUUUCGAAGUAUAUCUAACCCAUUUGGACGUGUCUUUGUUGAUGAAUAAAACUGGGCAGGCACAAUUUGCCCUAGUAUGCGCCGGUAUCAUGGAAAAACAUGUUUUUAAAUCGCGAGUAUUAAAGCCAAGUCAAUUUGUAGUUGAGUUUCCCAUGUACAUGUGAAAACAAUGAAUAUGUAUAAAAAUUAUAUACUUGUAUAUAUUUAUAUAUUUAUUCCAAUAUAAAUAUAUAUAUUUAUAUAAACUUGUGGCUGAAACUAAAAUCAAAAUUUGGUCCGAGGCUAAGGUCGAAGCAUCUACGAAACCACUGCCAGAAAACUUUCUAAAUGCUUCGCGUUUAACCAAAGACGCUAGAGGCUCAUUUUUCUACAUGCGUUGUCGCUAGAGAGAAACAAUAAAAACCAUAUACAUAUAUAUGUAUACAUAUAUACGUAUAUAUGUGUGCGUACGCGUGUGUGUAUGCGUGUGUGUGGGAGUGGGUGUAUGCGGGUGUGGGUGUGUAUAUACAUAUAUACUUAUAUAUGUGUAUAUAUAUACUAGAAUAUGUAUGUCAUUAUUCUACCGCUUAUAUAGGACAUACUCCAAUAAUGAAGUGACGAAAGUAAAGAGGAAAAAAAAGCGAAAACCAAUAAAUAGCUAUGAAAGAAUGAGAAUUGAAAAAAAAAAAAAAAAAAAAAAAAGAGGCAAAUAUUAUAAAUGUUGUAACGGACGUAAAAAGUAGAGAGAAAAAACUCGCAAUUGUGCGGAAUAUACAUACAUUAUAUCUUUUUUGUCCUUUUUCAAAACCUUCAUUAUUUCUAUUGCUCUUAUCUUUCCUCCUAUGAUGAUGAAGAUGCAUAAAGAAAAAGAGAAAGGAAAAUGAGAAACACGUAUCCAUUGUAGAUCUUCGCACUCUGACGUCUGUACUCUGUCCAAGGCGGCCUAUCGGUCGAAUUGCAACUCGAGCACAUCAAAAAGCCUGAUCAGAUGAUUUACGAAAAAUUGAUGAAACAAAAACGAUAUAUAUAUAUAUAUAUAUAUACAUACGUAUUUUAUUUGUCGAGAGUCGUUUGUAACGAUGAUUCGACGAGAGCCACGCAAAGUGCGAUACAAGUUCUUUGAGAAAUGUGCAUUAAAUGUAAUAGAAAGACACUUCGUUACACGCCUAAACGUGUAAAAGGUGUCAUUAUAUUAUCUUUGAAAUCCACAUUUGUGGAAAAACAUUCAAACAAAACACACAAGGACAAAAUACAACGUAUAUAUAAUAAAUAUAUAAAUAUAUGAAUCGAAUGCGUGUCACGCUCAUAACGCAUGGCUUAGUUUCGAGCCAAUGCCGCACUCUAGAUAGGCACUUUAUAGUUGCGUGAUGAGGAAAAGAAAAAAUAUGGAAAACAAAACAAAAAAAAUACAAAAAACAUGUGGAAAAUUGAUCAAGUCUUUUUAAAACGAAAUCUCGUAGCAUGCCGUUUUUGAUUGAUCCGUUCGUUGAUAUACCACAUUAUGUAUCAUCUAAUUAAUCGGUGUCUGUGAAACAAGCGAUAAUACAAAAAAAAAAAAAAAAAAAACAAAACCACGUGUACUAGACCGCGGUUCGAAAGCGAUGAAAAAAGAAAAGCAAAACAAACCAAAAGUACGACGGUGGUCAUUUUUGCAAAUUUGAAUGCUCCUCAAGAUUCUCCGGAUGUGAUACAAAAGAAGAAAAUAAAUAUUAGAUAUUGACCACUUUGAUCAGUGACAGUUCCGUCAACUCCUCGUGAGCUCUUGUUUCGUUGUGUGUAUCACGGGAAUCUCGAUCGGUGAUAAAUUUGGAAAAUAAAGACUGCCUGUGAACCGGUCUAACGAGCGUGAAAUAUGAUAACGAAAAGUGACCCGUAAAAGGCACUAAAGAAGUAAGAUGAAAUGAGAAAAAACAAAUCGAUGGGUGACCUGCUUCGAUAAAAGGGAAUUUUGACGACUUGAGAAUGUUUUAAAGGAGCGUUGAACAAUGAGAAGGUAAAUUUUAAGUGUGUGAAAAGCGACGAGGGACUAGGACACUAUUUGAAAAUUAAAUGUGAACUCACACUGGUCGAUGUAAGAUGCACAGACUACCCAGCAAUAGUAGCUAGGAAAUCGAAAGUACAUUAUUACGAUACGACAUUCUAACGAGAUAUUAUUCGACAGGUUGACAAUUACUUAUAACUUUAAGUAAGUUUAAAGAAAAAAUAUUUAAAAAAAUAAUAAAUUUAAAAGAAGGAUCUAAAAAAAUUAUAUAAAUAAGCAAGCUAUUAGCGUUGAAGUAUUAGGUCGAUUGACAGAGACAGCGCGUCAUGUGUCGUGACAAAAUUUACUACACAUACGGCAGGUAUAAAGAUAAAUAAAAAGAAGAACAAUAUGACAAAGAA
Venturia canescens is the source of this 8224-nucleotide messenger RNA. It is a transcript of the gene kcc, whose product is annotated as solute carrier family 12 member kcc. The coding region runs from base 1134 to 4523 and encodes 1129 amino acids. Gene Ontology annotation, molecular function: potassium:chloride symporter activity. The transcript is spliced from 14 exons. The record is from RefSeq and is a predicted model, not a curated record. Gene Ontology annotation, cellular component: plasma membrane. Lineage: Eukaryota; Metazoa; Arthropoda; Insecta; Hymenoptera; Ichneumonidae. Gene Ontology annotation, biological process: potassium ion homeostasis; potassium ion import across plasma membrane; chloride ion homeostasis.